CCCUGGACCCUCUCUCUCAUGGCAGGGGAGAGCUUCCCUUUCACCUCCUCCACCCUGCGCGCUCUCCGACUACAGAGAGAGUGGCUGGAAUGGGAGGACAGGAGGCGGGCUGCUGCUCAUCAGUGCCGAAGCCACCGGAACCUCGCUGGUCCCCAGGCCCGGCUCACCAGGCCUCGCCGCCGCUCCUGCCGGGACCCAGCUGUCCACAAUGCCCUGUUCUCUGGGGACCUGCAGCAGGUCCAGAUCCUGUUCCAGGAUGAAGAAGCUGCCAACAUGAUUGUGGAGACUGUGAGCAACCAGCUAGCCUGGUCAGCGGAACAGGGAUUCUGGGUGCUGACUCCAAAGACCAAACAGACGGCGCCCCUCACCAUCGCUGUGGCCAGAGGCUACACAGACUGUGCCCGACACCUUAUCCUGCAGGGGGCUGAGCUUGACGCCCGAAUUGGAGGCCGUGCCGCCUUGCACGAGGCCUGUGCCCAAGCCCAUCCCGACUGUGUCCGGCUGCUGCUCACAUUCGGUGCCAAGGCUGACGUAUUGUCUGAGGAGGGCAUGACUCCCUUGCACCUCUGCACGGCUCCUGAGUCCUUGCAGUGCGCCAGGUUGCUGCUGGAGGCUGGAGCGUCCGUGAAUGUGGCUUCACAGGAGAGUGAGGUCACCCCCCUGCAUGUGGCUGCAGCUCGUGGCCUAGAGCGACACGUGGCCCUGUACCUGGAGAACGGUGCCGACGUGGGCCUGCGCACCAGCCAGGGGGAGACGGCGCUGAACGCCGCGUGCGCUGGUGCGGAGGGGCCAGGCAGCUGCCGGCAGCACGAGGCUGCCGCGCGACACCUCCUGGAAGCUGGGGCUGAUCCCCGGGCUGCUGGUCGCAAGCGCCACACGCCACUGCACAACGCCUGCGCUAAUGGCUGCGGAGGCCUGGCUGAGCUGCUGCUUCGCCACGGGGCCAGCGCUCGAGUCACCAACGGGGCAGGCCAUACACCAAUGGACUGCGCGCUGCAGGCGGUACAGGACGCCCCCAACUGGGAGCCGGAGGUCCUCUUGGCAGCGCUGCUGGACUACGGGGCUCAGCCCAUUCACCCUGAGAUGCUGAAACACUGUGCCAACUUUCCUCGGGCCCUGGAAGUCCUGCUGAACACCUAUCCAUGCGUUCCGGCCUGUGACACCUGGGUGGAGGCGGUGCUUCCCGAGCUGUGGAAGGAACAUGAAGCCUUCUACAGCUCAGUCCUAAGCAUGGAAAACCAGCCAAGACGGCUUCAGCACCUGGCCCGCCUGGCUGUCCGUGCUCAGUUGGGUGGCAACUGCCGGCAGGCUGCUUCCCAGCUCCCCCUGCCCCCGAUGCUCAGAGACUACCUGCUGCUGUGUGUGGAGGGACGAAUCCAGUGAGCUCUGAGCAGGCCAUUUCCGCUUCCCCCUGCUCCUACAUCCAGCCCUGGGAAACCAACCGCUGCCCCCUUUCCUCUGCACUCUGCAUGCCUUCCAGAUGGAGCUUGUCCCUCCACUGACAUCUUAAGCCGCCUACGGGUCUUCAGGCCUUCUCAGCCUGUCCCCCCAAACACCUUUCACACACCUACUGCUCUCAUGCUUCAGAAAAUGGCCUCUUUAGACCUCCCACCAAGCUACAAGCAACUGAUCCCCCGUGUAGCAAAUCCCCUGCCACAUAUAUGCCUGCUCAGCCCUUUUCAUAGUGACAGGCCCUCAGACAGAUUUGACGGCAUGGACCUCUAAGCCCAGGACUCAGGAGGCUGAGGCAGUGGAUUGUGAGUUCAAAGCUAGCAAGAUCUUGGGGGAAAACCAGACCUUGCUUCACGGCCUGUAGUGUUUCUAUCCAGCCUGACUCUGGGUAGGACUUCAAGGAAGGGCUGUU
This is a messenger RNA of Meriones unguiculatus (Mongolian gerbil), 1864 nucleotides long. RefSeq names its product ankyrin repeat and SOCS box containing 16 (gene Asb16). The transcript has 5 exons. Lineage: Eukaryota; Metazoa; Chordata; Mammalia; Rodentia; Muridae. The coding region runs from base 19 to 1383 and encodes 454 amino acids. The record is from RefSeq and is a predicted model, not a curated record. Gene Ontology annotation, biological process: intracellular signal transduction; negative regulation of delayed rectifier potassium channel activity; neuronal action potential. Gene Ontology annotation, cellular component: axon initial segment; membrane; synapse. Gene Ontology annotation, molecular function: transmembrane transporter binding.